Messenger RNA from Eufriesea mexicana, 2346 nucleotides. RefSeq names its product zona pellucida domain-containing protein piopio (gene pio). The record is from RefSeq and is a predicted model, not a curated record. The transcript has 9 exons. Lineage: Eukaryota; Metazoa; Arthropoda; Insecta; Hymenoptera; Apidae. Bases 615 to 1853 code for a protein of 412 amino acids.
UCCCAAAAGAAAUCCGCCAAAUUGAAGUCCUAUCUUUAGAAAAAGAAAAUUUUUAAGAAAAUUUAACUCUACCUCGGAAUAAGAGAUACCUGAAUGACAAUAUCAGUUGCGAGAAUAGCGUACAAUUCUAUAGCACGAGAAGGCAACAAUGAUCGUCGUCUCUCCGCUGGUGAACACGAGCUGAAUUGUAGAGACUUCGAGUCUCGUAAAUGACCGAGAAGAAGCGUCAUCGAGGGAUCAUCCACGAUUUGGGGAUGUCGACGUGCGUGAAAUGGACUUUAUGGCCGGCGAGAACGCGUUUUCGACGCUAUUUGACGAGUCUCGUGUACUACCGGAAGUGUUAAUGAUGAACGAGCCGGAUCCACGAGGCAGAUCGAACUGGUGAUUACGACGAAUUCCGGUGCUAUUUAAAAAGCGAUUCUCGCGAUCCUCUUUGACUUUUCCCUUUCUUCUUUUUUUCUCCCGUUUGCUCCUUCGACUUGCUGUUUCGCAACUACAGUGAAAAAACGAUCGGUUAUUUCAUUGGCGAGAUUGCCGGUCGAAGACAACCGGGUAUCGCGAGUCGUCGGUGAUUGGAAUAAUUUUUGGUGGUGAACCGGUCUGAUCCGACAGCCAUGGACUGGCGAGGGGUCGCACUGGCAUUUUUGUUGAUUACAAUAGCGAGGCACAGCACCACAUACGCCGCCCAAAUACCCCAGCAACUGCCUACAUCAACCGUUGCGAUUGCGAGCACCGUGCAGAUCGAGUGUGCGAGUGAGUCGAUAAUCGUCCACAUCUCGACGGAGGGCAAGACGGAUUUCCAUGGUCUGGUGUAUCCAAGGGGGUUGUCGAAGAACAGCUCUUGCUUGCAAGAGUACAGAAGUCAGCCCACUCCAAUAACUUACAACCUGCCUCUCAGGUCCUGUAACACCAUGCCCACUGAGUUGGACGACGGCGGUAUCGAAUACUUCAAUACAAUAGUGGUACAACCACACCUGAAGCUGGUCACGAACCAGGGCAGAGGUUUUCAUGUGAGAUGUCGAUACCAGACGCGAGACAAAGUAGUAACGAACGAUCAUACCCACGUAGCCAUGCUGCAGUCCCUACCGCUCCAGGCAACAGCUCCUAUGCCAGGAUGCACGAUGAAGAUCUUCAGCGGAGAUCCAACGAGGCAUCAAGUGGCGGAAAACGUGAAGAUCGGAGACCCUCUGACCUUGGUCAUUAGCAUCGACAAACAGGAAAUGUUCGGCUUGAAGAUCUCCGACUGCCUGGUGCGCGAUGGCCUAGGAUGGGGAGAGCAGAGGCUUAUAAACGACGAGGGCUGCCCAGUUGACGGCGAAAUCAUGGGACAGUUCACGUACAACGAGGAUAAAACAGAGGCAAAGGUGAACUUCCAAGCACACAAGUUCCCCUAUACAGCCAGUGUCUAUUAUCAGUGUAACGUGAGAUUAUGCGUGAAACACGGUGGAGGAUGCAGCAAUACGCCACCGGCGUGUAAUUUGGUAUCCAGACGACGCAGGGACACUGCUAACGAUAAUACAGUGAAAGGUGUCGAAGGCUUGGACGGAGGAACGCCAGCUACCAUCGAGGUUUAUAGCGGACUUUAUGUGAACGAAGCCUCGGACAUUGGCUCCAAGUCGGACUUCACCGAUGAUGUCUUCAGAGAAAGGACUAUUGAUGAUCCCAACAGCAUCUGCAUAUCGCAAAGGAGCUUCGCCAUCGGCAUCGCGAUCGCGGGUCUGAUCCUCAUGCUGGCGGUAGUCGCGGCCAUUUUGGUACUGUUGGCCAAGAGGCGACACAAGAGCGUUUCGACGACGGGUUCGUCCAUAUAUAGCGGACCUUACACGAACACUGCAUACAGUCACAGCAGCUAAGUUCAUCUGAACCUCGAUAUCCUGAAACAAACGAGGGAUUCGAAUAAGAAACUCUAGCUACAUGGUAGUGAAGCGAUCGAAAAGUCGACCAAUCAGUGUUACGAAUAUCGAGAAAGGAAAUCUUUCCAAUUCUUUCCAGUUUUACGACAGCCUCGAUAUAUUGAGGCGUAGAGAAUUUAGGUGGAUUACACGAGAUUUUGCUCAACUGCCGAUGCUAUUAUUGUUUCUUCGAGGAAAUAGCUCAGAACCUAAAGGGUCCUAACACGUGAUCGAACGUGCUGGAUUAUUUCUGCUGCUUUAUUCAGAGAUAUUUAUCAUUUCUUGCCAUCAACCUGAUAACUCAUUUAACAACUGCCCCUUCGGUACAUCGUUGUGAAAUUAUUCAUAGAAGCACGUGUUAGGACUUAAGCAGUUUUAGAGAAAUCCUAGCCUAGCCCGACAACUUGAAACGAAUCGAUACGAAUCCUUAGGAUUAACUUUAAUAUAUACAUUA